UUCCCUCCCCAUUCAUCCUAUUCUCAAUUCUCAUCUCUCACUCCCUCACUUACUUUUAUAAAACCUUUCCUCUUUCUCUUCUUCUUCUUCACUCCUUCACCAAACCCUAACAAUGGCGUUUCUCUCCUCUUUCUUCUUCUUCUUCUUCCUCCUCCUCUCCAUCUCUCCAUUUCAUCUUUCUUCCUCAAUGGCUGCCUCUCCUUCCCUCCAGACCCUCCACUCCAGCACCCAUUUCUUCAACCCCAAACUUCCCCCAUAUUCCCUCUCCUCUUCCAAGAAAUUUGAGGGCUCCUCCGAUUUCGUCAACCUCCGCUACCACAUGGGCCCUGUUCUUUCCUCUUCUCCCAUCAACAUUUACUUAAUCUGGUACGGCAAAUGGUCCGUCUCCCAGAAAUUGCUAAUCAAGGAUUUUCUCCUCUCAAUUUCACCCUCCCACCCCCCCCGCGCCCCUCCUUCCCCUUCUGUCUCUCAGUGGUGGCAGACCGUAUCCCUUUACACUGAUCAAACCGGCGCUAAUGUCUCCCGCUCCGUCGUCAUCGCCGGCGAACACUCGGACAUCCGCCACUCCCACGGUACCGAUCUCACUCGCCUCUCCAUCCAGAACGUUAUCGCCACCGCCGUCCGAUCCGCGCCGUUCCCGGUCGACCACCGGAACGGGAUGUUUCUGGUGCUUACUUCUCAGGAUGUUACCAUGCAGGACUUUUGUCGAGCAGUUUGUGGGUUUCAUUACUUCACCUUCCCUUCCAUGGUCGGUUACACGCUUCCCUACGCUUGGGUUGGCCAUUCUGGGAAGCAAUGCCCGGAGCAAUGCGCCUAUCCCUUCGCCGUGCCGUCGUAUAUGGCCGGAGGUGGCCCCAGCGCUCUCUCGCCGCCGAAUAGAGACGUGGCGUUGGACGGAAUGAUCAGUGUAAUCGGUCAUGAGUUAGCUGAAGUGGCUUCAAACCCAUUGGUGAAUGCUUGGUACGCGGGCGAGGAUCCGACGGCGCCGACGGAGAUCGGUGACCUCUGUGAGGGGCUGUAUGGGACCGGAGGCGGUGGUGGGUAUAUAGGGCAGGUAAUGAGGGAUGGAGAAGGAAGGACGUUUAAUGUAAAUGGGAGAAAUGGAAGGAAGUUCUUGUUGCAGUGGCUAUGGAGUCCGGUCCUGAAGGCCUGUGCCGGUCCGAAUGCUUUGGAUUGAAUGGUGAAAGUUUAAAAUUGGGAACAAUUUGGUUGUUAUUGUAAUGUAAUUUGAAGCAGAACGGUGGCGGCGCCGGAGAGGUCAGCUCGAGAAACAGCCAUGGAGAAUGGUGGCUCCGGCGUGCCACGAAGGAGGGAUAUAUGCAGGGAGAAGGAGAAGGUUGGGGGUGGCUUUCUAAUUCUAUGGUAUAUAUAAUGUUAUAUCUAAAUUUUGAAAUUUUGAACUUUUUCAUAAAUUUGUUCAAUUUUAUAUUAGAAAUAGGAUCUUUUUUCCUUAUAUUUUUUUUUUUAUUUCUCUUGGUGUUCUACCUCAACAUCUUUAUUUUGAAUUUGAAAGAAUAUACAUACAUAUUCUUUUUCUAAGGUAAAAUCAAGUUGAAGGCUA
Cucumis melo (muskmelon) is the source of this 1561-nucleotide messenger RNA. Its product is annotated as protein EXORDIUM-like 5. The record is from RefSeq and is a predicted model, not a curated record. The transcript has a single exon. The coding region runs from base 113 to 1177 and encodes 354 amino acids. NCBI's taxonomy places the organism in Eukaryota, Viridiplantae, Streptophyta, Magnoliopsida, Cucurbitales, Cucurbitaceae.